AACUUUCUGCUUUACACAGAUUUCAGCCGGCACCUGCGCACUUCUGGAGGAAAACAGCCACCUGACCCCUCCUCCCGCGGAAACCUCGCUGGCUUCUAAUUGGCUGAGUGAGCAGCGGAGACUCAGUUUGAGGCUCUCGUGCAGUCUUGUCUCUUAACCGCUUUUAAUGCUGCAGGAAGUUUUUAAAAGCAGCCAGUGAUGCUUUUUUAGAUUGGGCUAACAAUUUUAUAUUACUGAAGCAACAAGAAACAGCACAAUGUCUGAGUUUCAUUUAUUUAAAGGUUUUAUCCUGUUUUAUAUUCUCUUGUCAUUUGGUACCAUCCUGGUAUCUGCACAAGUCUCGACUACGUUAUCCUCUUUGCCAACAGCAACAAGUAUCCGAGGGACAGAUGUUACAGGUACAAGUAUGGCCACUACUGCAAAAGUAAAUUCCACAUUAAUGAUGGAUAACUAUACAUCAAGCAAUACCACAAGUGCUAUACCACCCACACCUGAAACAACGACAAUCCCUCCAGGGCUGAUAGCAUGCCGGACAUUUAACUGCACGGGAUAUAACUGCUUUGUUAACUUUACUACUCUUGCCGGUACUCUGUGCCCCACUAACAACUCAUACUGUGAGUUUAUUCGGCAGAACAAUGCUAGCUACACAGCAGGCUGUAGCAAGACUUGUGCUGGGACAACCAACAUCUGCAGGAACUCUUCACAGAAUGCUUGUACUAUGGAGUGUUGUGCCACAACCCGCUGUCUAUUUCUGAAUGGAACCACCCAGGAGUCACCUGCUUUGACAACAGUAGCCACUCAAACCACAACUACCAUUAAGCCAACCACCAUUGCAACAAAUGGAAAGAUGUGUCACUUAUUCACAUGUACUGGAGAAACAUGCUACAAAGGACAAACGAGUUCUCAAUCUUGCGCAGUUGGGUAUAACUACUGUGAAUUGAAAAAGAAAGGUACUGGCACCAACACUAUCUGGAGCGCUGCUUGCAGUAAUUCAUGUCAAAGUACAACAACUGGCUGCACAUCUUCAUCAACUGAUUGCCUCCAAGAAUGUUGUACCUCAGUUACAACAACCUCUUGUCUCAAACUGGAUGGAACCGUAAAUAUUAAGAGUGGUGUGGAUUCCAUUAAUAUGAUGUCACUACUUAAGAUUUUAUCAUUUGCAAUUGUGAUUUUGGUUUUCAAUAAUUACUCACUAUUCAUUUAAACAUUUUCCAAUGUUAUUUAAACAAUGUCUCAAUAUUAUAAAAGAUGCACACCAAACACACCUAAUAGAAAAGUGUAGUAUAUUUUUAUAUUAUUUUAAAAAAGGUGUCUGCUUAAUUUUCUUGAUUUAAAUGUUCUAAAAAUCUGUAAUAUAAAGUAUACACUGUAAAUAUGGGCUAGACUGACUUACAUAUAUUUUCUAAACACAGGGCUGUAUUUUAAUUUUAAUUAACUCUUGUAUAUUGUAAAAAUACAUAGAGGACUUGAGUUUGCAUGAUCAGGGUGUUUACAAAGGAACUUUCAAGUCAACUACAGACAGAUUAACUGGAAGAUA
Erpetoichthys calabaricus (reedfish) is the source of this 1537-nucleotide messenger RNA. RefSeq names its product mucin-5AC. The record is from RefSeq and is a predicted model, not a curated record. NCBI's taxonomy places the organism in Eukaryota, Metazoa, Chordata, Cladistia, Polypteriformes, Polypteridae. Bases 257 to 1204 code for a protein of 315 amino acids. The transcript has 9 exons.